Molecule: messenger RNA, 3627 nt
Organism: Rasamsonia emersonii CBS 393.64
Lineage: Eukaryota; Fungi; Ascomycota; Eurotiomycetes; Eurotiales; Trichocomaceae
Product: Rho guanyl nucleotide exchange factor
Exons: 4
Coding region: 1-3627 (1208 amino acids)
Biological process (GO): intracellular signal transduction
Molecular function (GO): guanyl-nucleotide exchange factor activity
Source: RefSeq, a predicted model, not a curated record
AUGGCUGAUCUGGGCUCCCAGCAGGGUCGGAACUACCGGCCCAUGCCCAACCCAUAUACAUCCUCCUCCUCUUCCUCCCACCAGCGUGAUGCUGCCUUUUCCGAGAUCUUUGGCGGAGCUCCGCCCCCGGGUCGGUCGCAGACAAUGACAUCGCAAACCCCUCAGUUCAACCAUGAUCGGGCGCACACGAUGAGUUCCAAUGUCCCUCCCCCCCAGAUGCAGAGGGGCCCGGCACCGCCAGUCCGACAGAUGCAAAGUGACUACAGAUCAACCGCUGCCAAUGGCUACGGACAACCAAAUGGACCCGCGUCGUCAUCUCAGGCUUCUCCACGACCUUAUCCUGGACGCUCGCAGUAUCCGCAGCCACAGCGGUUGGAUGCCAGACCCGGCCCCGUACCCCAGUAUCCAACCCCCCAACCGCAAAGCCGUCCGGGUCCUCCUCCAGCCUUGAAUUCCGACGCCUACCGAUCGCGUUCGAUGGCAAGAAUGGGCGGACCACCGUCGUACCAGCCGCCCCCAAGCACGGCCAAUGUUUUCCGGCAACAGCCGUAUCAGUCCUCUGUGGCGAGAACUCCUCAAGGGCGACCUGUUCCGGAAAGGCACAGCAAUGAACGCGCCAUGUCGCUCAGCUCCUACUCGACCGAUCGUGAUUAUGCUCAGACUACCAUGACCGGCAGAGUGAUCCCCAACCGACGGCCCCCGUCCGGCCCCGAGCUAGCACACCAACAGCAGCAGCAGCAGCAGCAGCAGCAGCAACCGGCAGGGGAGGCUGAAAGCAACCACGAUGGGGCUUUCCGGGCGCGGCGUCCGAGUGAAGCGUCGGUGACAUCUCGCACCAUGUCCAUGGCGUCAACCAUCGCUGGGGAUCGAACUAUGAGCAUGCAGAGCAAACCAGUCCAGAAAUCGAGCAGUCAAUCGACCAAUUCAACUGCAACGACGGCAGCUCCGCCUCAUCGCAGUAGAAAACCCCUGGUCUACCCGGCCUUGCUCUCCCGUGUUGCAGAUGUUUUUCGAGAGAGGAUUCCACUGGGGGAGCGACAGAAAAACGGCCUGUCGUACCAAAAUGCAUUUUCAGGUGCUGAGGCGGUGGAUUUGAUCGCCUACAUCAUCAAAACGAACGAUCGAAACCUCGCUCUUCUUCUGGGACGUGCUCUUGAUGCCCAAAAAUUCUUCCAUGAUGUGACGUACGACCAUCGUCUCCGAGAUUCGCACGUGGAGAUCUAUCAGUUCAAAGAAACCCUGACAGAAGAGGCCCCGAGCUCCGAAGUCAACGGUGUCUUCACGCUAUUGACCGAGUGCUACUCUCCUACGUGCACGCGCGACAAUCUCUGCUAUUCCAUUGCUUGUCCCAGGAGACUUGAACAGCAGGCCCGGUUGAACUUGAAGCCUCAGUCCGGUCUGCGAUCCUCUUCCUCCAAGGGUAGUCUCCAUGGUGAUGAUGAAAACGAGAAUCAGAGGCUCUGGAUCAACAUGGUCCCCAAGGAAGUCGCGGACAGCAUCGAUGACCGAGAGAAGAAACGCCAGGAAAUUAUUUUCGAGAUCAUGUAUACUGAGCGUGAUUUCGUGAAGGAUCUCGAAUAUUUGCGAGAUUUCUGGAUGAGGCCUCUACGCUCGGCCGGCAACACCAAUCUCUCCCCGAUCCCGGAGCAUCGGCGAGAGAAAUUCAUUCGAACCGUGUUUGGUAACUGCCUGGAAGUCUUGAAAGUCAAUUCGGGCCUCUGCGAAGCUCUGAAUGCCAGGCAGAAAGAAAGUCACGUUGUCCGGACGAUUGGUGACAUCUUCCUUCAACAUGUCCCCAAGUUCGACCCAUUCAUCAAAUACGGCGCGAAUCAGCUGUACGGCAAGUACGAAUUCGAAAAGGAGAAGGCUUCGAACCCAGCAUUUGCUCGAUUCGUGGAAGAGACAGAGCGUCUCAAGGAGUCUCGUAAACUGGAAUUGAACGGUUACUUGACCAAGCCAACGACGCGCUUGGCCAGAUACCCUCUCCUUCUCGAACAAGUCCUCAAGUACACCGCCGACGAUAACCCGGACAAGCAAGACAUCCCCAAGGCAAUCGGGUUGAUCAAAGAUUUCCUGCAGAGAGUCAACACCGAAAGUGGGAAGGCGGAAAACCACUUCAAUCUCGUCCAACUCAACGCCGCGUUGAAAUUCGCGCCAGGUGACUACGUUGAUCUGAAAUUGACCGAGGAGAAUCGUCAGAUGCUCACCAAGAUGGCUUUCAAGAAAACCCCAACUGACAGUUCGGAAGUUACGGUGUAUCUUUUCGAUCACGCCGUUCUGUUAGUCCGCAUUAAGGUGGUUAACAAACGAGAGGAGUACCGAGUUUACAGGAAGCCUAUUCCUCUCGAGCUUCUCGUCAUUACACAGAUGGAUGAAGUCAUUCCAAAGUUGGGAAUCUCGAAAAGACCGUCAUCGAGUCUGAUCCCAGGAAAUAAGACUACCAACAAUCCUCCAACUCCAAAAGAUGGGCUACCGAUUACUUUCAGGCAUCUUGGCAAGGGAGGUUACGAUCAGACCCUCUACGCUACAUCCCCCCAACAGCGAAAGAAAUUUAUCGAGAUGGUGGAGGAGCAGCAAAGGAAGCUCAGAGAGCGGAACAGUAACUUUUACUCCAAGACGGUUCUUUGUGAGAAUUUCUUCACCACGGUUAAUCGAGUCAAUUGCUUGGUGCCUAUCGAUGGUGGUCGAAAACUGGUCAUUGGCACGGAUAAUGGCAUAUAUGUGGCGGAUCGCUGGCCGAAAGAUAAAAAUGCUAAACCACGGAGAGUGCUCGACGCGAGUGGGGUUACUCAGAUUGAUACUCUAGAGGAGUAUCAGCUGCUUCUGGUUUUAUCUAACAAGACACUCAGUUCGUAUCCAAUGGAGGCCCUAGAAGCAACUGAUGGCCAAAACUCCCUGGCUCGUCGGCCAAAGAAGAUCCAGGGACACGCGAACUUUUUCAAAGCUGGCAUUGGGCUUGGACGACAUUUGGUAUGCUCCGUCAAGACUUCUGCUCUCUCGACUACUAUCAAGGUGUUCGAGCCUAUGGACAAUCUCGCCAAGGGAAAGAAGAAGCCGGCCAUCAGCAAGAUGUUCCAGGGAGGCCAGGAUACUUUGAAACCCUUCAAGGAAUAUUACAUCCCGGCAGAAUCAUCAUCUGUUCACUUCCUUCGUUCGACGCUGUGCGUUGGCUGUGCUCGAGGCUUUGAGGUUGUCAGUCUUGAAACGACCGAAAGUCAAUCGCUUCUGGAUCAGGCCGAUACUUCGCUUGAUUUUGUCGCACGGAAAGAGAAUGUCAAGCCAAUCCACAUUGAACGAAUGAACGGAGAAUUCCUUCUCAACUACAGCGAUUUCUCCUUCUUUGUCAACCGCAACGGAUGGCGGGCCCGGCCUGACUGGAAGAUUUCGUGGGAAGGCAACCCCAAUGCCUUUGCACUGUCCUAUCCGUAUAUACUUGCCUUUGAACCGAACUUCAUCGAGAUCAGGCACGUUGAGACGAGUGAGCUGAUUCACAUCAUGACGGGUAAGAAUAUUCGCAUGUUGCAUUCAUCAACGAGAGAGAUUCUGUAUGCCUACGAAGACGAAGCUGGUGAAGAUGUAGUAGCGAGUCUGGACUUCUGGAACAAACCACGUUCUAAUGAUAAUUAG